Messenger RNA from Penicillium cataractarum, 864 nucleotides. RefSeq names its product fumarylacetoacetate hydrolase family protein. The transcript is spliced from 4 exons. Lineage: Eukaryota; Fungi; Ascomycota; Eurotiomycetes; Eurotiales; Aspergillaceae. Bases 1 to 864 code for a protein of 287 amino acids. The record is from RefSeq and is a predicted model, not a curated record. Gene Ontology annotation, molecular function: catalytic activity.
AUGCCAGACUGGACCCAUUUGAUUCGGUUUAUCGCGGAGGAGGAUAGCCUUGUGCACCUUGGUCAACUUGUCGAUGUGACCCGUGAUAUCGGCCGAGACAGCGUUGAUGGCGUCGAGAUCGCAGCCUAUGUGAUCGAGGGAACCAUUUUCGAUGGCAAGGUUACAAAGGAUGUUUUGCAUGUCAAGCAGUUGCUGUCUCCUGUUUCAAGGGAAGAGUGCAACUACAUUCGAUGCUUGGGACUGAAUUACAUAGAUCAUGCAAAUGAAGCGAACAUGGCUCUCCCCAAGGCCCCCAUUCUAUUCACCAAGCCUCGAACCGCCCUGAUCGGACCCUACCCCGCCGCUAUCAACGUUCCAAAGUGUGCGCAAGAUGAUACCAGUGACUACGAAGCUGAGCUUUGUCUGAUAAUUGGCAAGAGUGGUCGUGAUAUUCCGGAAGAGGAGGCCCUGGAUUAUGUGCUUGGAUACACUGCGUCGAAUGACGUCUCUGCCAGAGAUCUGCAAAUGCUCACUACGCAGUGGUCUUUCUCCAAAGGCCUUGACGGAAGUUGCCCAAUUGGACCCGUUCUGGUUGCACCAUCUGUAAUCAAGGACCCCCAGACAUUGGCCAUCAAGGCGAUUCACAACGGCGCUACCGUCCAGGACGGCCAUACCAGGGACAUGAUCUUUUCAAUCAAGAAGCAGAUCUCAUAUCUCUCUCAAGGUACUACUCUGGAGGCGGGGACCAUGUUCUUGACGGGAACGCCUGCCGGUAUUGGCUAUUUCCGUCAGCCAAGAGUGGUUCUGAGGGACGGCGAUGAGAUCUCGAUCCAAAUUGAUCAGAUCGGAACUCUUGUCAACAAAGUUCGCUAUGACACCCGUUGA